Messenger RNA from Gongylonema pulchrum, 290 nucleotides. The record is from the annotation of a GenBank genome assembly. Lineage: Eukaryota; Metazoa; Nematoda; Chromadorea; Rhabditida; Gongylonematidae.
UUGAAGUAUCUACACUCGGCAAAUAUACUACAUCGAGAUAUCAAACCUGGCAAUUUGCUGGUAAAUAGUAACUGCACGCUGAAGAUCUGCGAUUUUGGACUAGCAAGGAUGUUUGAUCCGUAUGAUCAACAAGUGGUGACCCAGUAUUACCGUUCGCCCGAAUUACUAAUGGGUGCGCGGGAAUAUACAUGGGCUGUCGAUGUUUGGUCAGUGGGAUGCAUCUUUGCCGAAUUGUUGGGCAGACGGAUCCUCUUUCAAGCUCAUGGUCCGGUCGAACAGGUUUAUUGAUA